CCUUGAACGCAUCGCUAGCGUGUUCAUUACGUCACGAUUCAUUUGGCGCUUAAGCUUUUACCGCUGAUCUCCAGUCAGUUAUACUGGCAUCAAUGCUUUAACAGCGCGUUGUUCAUAAGCAACAAACCGACUUCAGAUCUGUUACCGGAAGCGGAAGCAGACAGCUCUGGGAAGACUUUGGCGCCCCAGUUGUAUUAACUAUUGGCGCCAGACACAACUGAGCAGUGAGGAGUGAGGAGUGUAAAGUGAAUCCUCAGCUGUCGAUUUAGUGCAGUUUGUUGGUAAUUCAAAUUUCUCAACCAUGACGAAGCUUUCAGAAGGCGCCAUAGAGGCUUUAGCUAAUGGAACCGGUGGAAACGAGGCCGUCCUUCAACUGGUGAACAUUCGAAAGAUUGAUGGAGGAAGUGGACCGUCUCGCUUUCGGGUGAUGAUGAGUGAUGGACGACACACUUUGUCUUCCUUCAUGCUUUCAACUCAGCUGAACUGCAUGGCAGAGGAAAACAUUCUGGCCCAAAACUGCAUCUGUGUUCUGAAGAGACAUGUGACCAAUGUGCUGAAGGAUGGCCGACGGGUGGUGAUCAUUUUGGAGAUUGAAGUCGUCAAGCCUGCUGGAGAAGUCGGUGGUAAAUUAGGAGACCCAGUUCCUUACAAUGAAGCUCAGAAAGGAGUCUCCCAACCGGCUCCGGCUCAGGAAAACCGGCCUCCACUGCAGCCUCAAAAUAAAAUGGAAGCUGUCAAAGGUUUCAACCGAGACUUUGGGAAGAAGCCUCCGCUCUCCAUGCCCACCACUCCGGGAGGAAGCUCCAAAGCGGUUCCCAUCGCCAGCCUCAACCCCUAUCAGUCCAAAUGGACUAUCCGUGCUCGUGUUACUAACAAGAGCGGCAUUCGCACGUGGAGCAAUUCUCGCGGUGAUGGGAAGCUUUUCUCCAUGGAGCUUGUAGAUGAAAGCGGAGAGAUUCGAGUGACUGGGUUUAACCAGGAAGUGGACAAGUUCUUCUCCCUGAUUGAGGUCGGCAAGGUCUACUACCUCUCCAAGGCCUCCUUAAAGAUCGCCAACAAGCAGUACACGUCCGUAAAGAACGACUAUGAAAUGACGCUCAACGGAGAGUCCACCAUCCUCCCCUGUGAGGAGAGCUGUGACGUUCCCAUAAUGCAGUGCGACUUUAUUUCCAUCGGAGACUUGGAGAGCAGAGACAAGGACGCCAUCGUGGACGUGAUUGGAGUUUGCAAGAGUGUGGACGAGGUGACCCGCCUCACCACCAAGAGCAGCCGUGAGGUGUCUAAGAGAAGCCUAAGUCUGAUGGACAUGUCUGGGAAGCUGGUGACGGUCACACUGUGGGGAGAGGAAGCGGAGAAGUUCGAUGGUUCUGGACAGCCCAUCGUCGCCAUCAAGGGUGCCAAGCUGUCAGACUUCGGAGGCCGCUCGCUGUCUGCUUCCUUCAGCAGCACCAUAAUGGUCAACCCAGAUAUUCCUGAGGCCUACAAGCUCAGAGGCUGGUUUGACAAGGAGGGCCACGCUAUGGAGGGACAGUCUCUGACGGAGCUGAGGGGCAGCGGUGGAGGAAGCACCAACUGGAAGACUCUCUCUGAUGUUAAGAACGAACAGCUGGGACAUGGAAACAAGGCAGACUACUUCACGUGCAUAGCUACCGUGGUGUAUCUGCGUAAGGAGUAUUGCCUUUAUAAGGGCUGCCCAAGCCAAGACUGCAACAAAAAAGUGAUUGACCAGCACAACGGCACGUACCGCUGCGAGAAAUGCGAUAAAGAGUUCCCCAAUUUCCAGCAUCGGCUCAUCCUCUCUGCCAACAUUGCUGAUCAUACAGACAACCAGUGGGUGACUUGUUUCCAGGACAGUGCUGAGGCCAUCUUGGGUCAGAAUGCGGCGUACUUGGGACAGCUGCAAGACUCGAAUGAGGCUGCAUUCGACGAUAUCUUCCAACAAGCCAACUUCAAAACUUACAUCUUCCGCAACAGAGUGAAGGAAGAAAUGUACAAUGAUGAAACCAAAAUUAAAGCCACUGUGAUGGAUUUGAAGCCCAUCGACCAUAAAGACUACAUCAAGAAGCUGAUCGUGAACAUUAGAAAACUGGCUGUGUAGUAACCAGUGCGCCUUUCACCAGAUCUGCUUUUUUGGGUGUUUUUUUUUUUUUUUUUCUUCUCUGUACAGUUCUAAUUAUAUCACACUUACUGCCAAAUUGUACCUUAGCUCUUUAUCCCGGUACAUCGGCACUAACGAUGCCCUGUUUGCUAGCUUGAGUCUUAAAUUCUUAUUUUUGUUGUUUAACGAAGAAGUGCGGGUCAGUAAGCCAUAAAAAAAUCAACUCAUCUCAGUUUGUUUUAAAGCAUUGGGUAGUUUUUGAUUGAUACACUGAGGUCUUGUGGGGGCCGCGGCUGCCUUUAAGCAGAACACCACCACACUCGUUUUCACCCUCCGAUGCUCUCAAACUGCCGGGGCUGGACCUGCACUUCCCCGAUAAGAACGUUUGCUCUCCCACUCUUUUUGGCUGCAUUUCUCACACAUGCAAAGAUGGGAGAGGGGGUUAGUGGGGGGGGGCAACCUGUGCUGUAUCCUAUCUAAGAAGAUGAGGAUGAUGACGGGGAUGCUUUAGAAGUAUUGUAGUCAACCUUUUUUUUCUUUUUGUUUCUAAACUGUAAUAAUAAAGAUGUUUGUAAUCAAGCUGAA
Molecule: messenger RNA, 2683 nt
Organism: Oryzias melastigma (Indian medaka)
Lineage: Eukaryota; Metazoa; Chordata; Actinopteri; Beloniformes; Adrianichthyidae
Gene: rpa1
Product: replication protein A1
Exons: 17
Coding region: 302-2098 (598 amino acids)
Biological process (GO): DNA recombination; DNA repair; DNA replication
Cellular component (GO): nucleus
Molecular function (GO): DNA binding
Source: RefSeq, a predicted model, not a curated record